This is a messenger RNA of Cucurbita maxima (winter squash), 2019 nucleotides long. RefSeq lists its product as uncharacterized. The coding region runs from base 177 to 1676 and encodes 499 amino acids. Gene Ontology annotation, biological process: regulation of gene expression. NCBI's taxonomy places the organism in Eukaryota, Viridiplantae, Streptophyta, Magnoliopsida, Cucurbitales, Cucurbitaceae. Gene Ontology annotation, molecular function: RNA nuclease activity. Gene Ontology annotation, cellular component: peroxisome. The transcript is spliced from 3 exons. The record is from RefSeq and is a predicted model, not a curated record.
UUUAUUUUAUUUUUUUUGUCGAAGAUAAAAAUCGAAAUUUCUUUCCCUCAUGAACUCCCUUUCUUCAUCUUGAGGUCAGGAUCUUACUGAAGCUGAGGCUGCUAUUACGCUGAGGACCUCUUGCAUCAUUGCGAGUGCUUGCUUAAUCUGAAUCAUUGGAGCAAAGGAAAAUCCAAAUGGAAGACUUAAACAGGAAUGUUUCUCAGGCUCCUCCAAGUCUGCAAACUCGAAGUUCUCCGGACGGUCCUGUGGCCAUCCUUUGGGAUAUCGAGAAUUGCCCUGUUCCGAGUGAUGUCCGCCCUGAAGAUGUAGCUGGUAAUAUAAGAAUGGCUUUGCGAGUGCACCCUGUAAUAAAAGGGGCAGUUAUGAUGUUUUCUGCGUAUGGGGAUUUCAAUGCGUUUCCUAGACGAUUGAGAGAAGGGUGUCAGCGAACUGGGGUCAAACUAAUUGAUGUGCCGAAUGGUCGGAAGGAUGCUGCGGACAAGGCUAUACUGGUCGAUAUGUUUCUCUUUGCCCUCGACAACCCUCCCCCAUCUUCCAUAAUGCUCAUAUCUGGAGAUGUCGAUUUUGCUCCAGCUCUUCACAUUUUAGGUCAACGUGGAUAUAAUGUGAUACUCGUCAUCCCUUCUGGUGUGGGCGUUUCAUCUGCCCUUUGCAAUGCGGGGAAGUACGUUUGGGAUUGGCCGACUGUUGCUCGUGGUGAAGGCUUUGCACUUUCCCCCAAAAUGUUGACUUCCCGUGGUGGAGUGGCUGAAAUUUCUGGAUAUCUCAAGGGAUGCCAUAUCAAUGACGAUCCAGAUGGCAGCCAAAACGAAGAGGAAGCGAUUGUCUAUGGAGGGGUCUCCCAUGGCUAUUACAACCUCAGGGAUUUCUCAGUAGUAACUCAGUCUUUAUCUGAAUACAAUGGUAAUUCGACAGUUCCUUGUGCACCUCCAAGUUUGAGGUCACAGAGUCUCCCAUGUGGUCUGAGCGACGUUCCAACGGGUCCCGUUUCAUGUGGAGACCAGAAUGAGUCCGCUUGGUGGCCGCAAACAGGAGACUUAAAUGUUCUGAAGGGACAGUUGGUUAAGUUGCUAGAGCUUUCUGGAGGGUCCUUACCCAUCACUAAGGUUCGUGCCGAGUACCAGAGAGUCUUUGGAAGGCCACUUUACACAUCCGAGCCCGGUGUCAAGCUUGUGAAUCUUUUCAAGAAGAUGGGAGAUGCCCUCAUUGUAGAGGGCAAAGGCAACAAGAAAUCAGUCUACAUUCGAAACUCGAGAUCAUGCCCGAGCGCCCCACCUUUGAUAUUAUCAAGGAAAGAAAACAAGAAAGGUAAGGGUACUUCAGAGGAAACUAUUGAUAUUGCUCCAGGAAUGGGCUCAUCAGACGAAUACUCAGAGGAAGAAAGAGUAGUUCAUGAAGAACAUGACGAGAAGGAAGGUGUAGCAAAAAACAACAACGAGUGCGGUCUCGAGCAGUUCAAACACCAGCUACAGGAGAUUCUCGUCAGCUAUUCAUGUAGAAUCUUCUUAGGAUGUUUUGAGGCAAUAUACCUACAACGAUACAAGAAAGCCUUGGACUUCCAGAGCCUCGGUGUUCGCGGAUUGGAGGAGUUGUUAGACAAAGUAGGCGACGUCGUGGUUUUGCACGAAGAUCCAGGAAGCAAGCGCAAGUUCCUGGCUGCUCUUGGUGGCUAACAUGAUAAUGAAGAUGAUCAGGUAGCUACCUUUGUAAACUACUAUUAUUGUAUGCCAUUAACUUGUCAAAUAGCUGAAAAGAAAUAAGAAAAAAGGAAAAAGAAGCCCAUGUUUGUGGUGAGUGCUGCCUGCCACAUAGUUUUAGAAAGAGUCGAGUAUGGCUGAGGGUGAGGCUGGUUGGUUGCUGUUUUUUCUUCCUCCAGCAUGUUCUUCGUGUUCUUCAACAUAUGGAACCUGUCACUGUGAGUCUCUGUUCCCGAUGAUCUGCUUUUGGAGAUCUUUGUCUGUGUCUGUAUAUUACUUUCCACUCAAGUUCUAAAAUUUAUAUAUACUUUUUUUUUUU